Messenger RNA from Leptopilina heterotoma, 3294 nucleotides. RefSeq lists its product as uncharacterized. The transcript is spliced from 6 exons. The record is from RefSeq and is a predicted model, not a curated record. NCBI's taxonomy places the organism in Eukaryota, Metazoa, Arthropoda, Insecta, Hymenoptera, Figitidae. Bases 575 to 2809 code for a protein of 744 amino acids.
AAAAGUAAGAGAAGAAGGAAAAGAACAAAAAGAAAAAGCCGAGGAAGAAAGAGAAAGAAAAAUAGAAGAAAGAAAAGGAAAAGAAGACAGUCAACAAAAAUGGUGGCAAAAGAAAAAAAUUCUUCCGCCAAUCAUCGAAAAGUGAACAAAUGUGAGAGGAACAAAAAGUAAAAAUAAAUUUCCCAUUUCCCCGGGAAAAUGGAUUCCACUGAUGGAAAUCGAAUCCAAAAAAAGGAUUACGAAAGUGAAAUGAAAAUUUUCAUCAAAGUGCCAAUAAAGUGGGAGAAAAAAUGUUCUUCAAUUCAAAAACAAUCAUUCCAGUGUCUCAAUUGAGAACAAUUAAUUAUUUACAAAAAAAAAAAAACAACUAUCCCCUAAGAUAAAAAAUUAGAAAGUGCCAGUUACCGUAUUCAAAGAGUGCGUGUGCUUCAAAAAAAGUGAUCUCGAUUAAACAAUAUUUUUAAAAAAUAAUUUUAGAAAAAAAAAAAAAAGAUAUUUUUAAAAAAGAAUAAAUUUUGAAAAUAAAGUUAAAUUUGGAGACGAAAAGAAAGUUAAAGUUAAAUGAAAAGGAAAAAUGUCAUCGAAUGGAGAAUUUUCAACGAUAUCGAGUGGGGAGAUACCGUCCUUGCCGAAAUCACUGCCGAGCUCAAGGGAGGCAACGGCCGAGGGUAAUUCGAGCACUGGCGGCGGUAGUUUCACGCCGCUGAGAGAAUUUCUGGACAGAUUCUCGCUGCCCAGAGUUGUGCGACUGGAGGGCACUGCCGGACGGCCGAUUUUACUCUAUAAACAACAGCAACGCUCAUUGAGAGUGUCAGCGACACUUUUGAUGCAUCGAUAUCGACACGAUGUUAAAGUUGGACCCGAAAUUGUUAUUCCCGAAGGAUAUCCGGGAUGGUUUUCUGUGAUAACUGGAAAUAAUUCUAGUGGCAAUGCAAGGGUGUACCGAAGAGUCGAGUCUCUCGUACGAGCUGGUGUUCCAGCUUUUCUCCUAACUGCGCCAUUAAGGGCCUACACUCUAACACAUUCAAAAAUGGAAAAUGGAAACCUCCGAGCUCAUUAUACGAAAACAACGAUAAGAGCAGGAGAGGUUCUUCGACUGGUUGCUGUUUUUCAAGAUACGAAAAAGUACAGUUCGAUGUCUUUCGUCAUUUCCAGUAGUUGUUCCGAGAAGGACCAAUACGCUCAGUGUCUAGAUCCACAUGGCCGUGAAGUUUUUGCUCCCCUAUCAGCGAGAGGGGAAUUUUAUGCCGUUUGCCAAAACGAAAAUGUCGACUCUGGAACUGAUGCUGUUCUCUUUAAAGUCCAUCAUCUUGUUUCUCGACAACUGCCCCUUAGAGUAAGAUUAAUAGCUGGUCCACUACCAGUGCCAUUACCUCGGGAAUAUGGAGGUUUAAUGCAAUUAGAAUCAUCGACCCGCGGACCUAUUGUUCUCGGCUGUAUUGUUCCGGAAAGGCCAGUCUAUAAUCCGGAAAUGCUGGAACUGAUGGUCACUGGAAAUGGAGCGCCACGAGUGAGAAGAGCACGUCUAGGUUACCCUUCAGAAGCUAGACUACUUGCCUCGCCGAAAAUGCAGGGACUCCUAACCGCGUGCAGUCGAGCUGUCGGUGAUCGAGCGACGGAACCGCGAGUGGCGCCACUCAAGAUGCACGACUCGAGUGAAAACCUCAAAGAAAUGCAUCUGAAGAAAAUCAAACCGAAAGCAGAGACAAAGCCAAUUCUCCAAAGUCUACGCGACGGAAUCGAGCAACUAAAGAAGACAACAGUUCGCGAACGCAGCGAAACAAGACAACAGGGUAACGGAUUCCUCGACAGAAUCUCCAAGCUGACGCAAGCGAAUCGUAGCCGAAAUCCAGCAAAGAAAUCCGCCUCCUUCACAUUCGCCAUACGACCAGAACUCGCCAUGAAAGCUCAAGAACGCUACUCAAGUUUAGAGCCCGAAACAUCGCAAAGUCAUUCCAACAGCUCGGCGAAACAACCGGUUCAAAGAUCCGUCUCCACCAGUGUUCUCGAAGUCUCCGCCGACAUUGAGGUCCAACCAAAUUACUCCCGAGUCAGGGACAGUCUCACCCCCCUGCCCCUCCCUCCAAAACAAACGAAACCCAAACCCGAGGAUAUUUACGCCGAAAUUUGCGAGGAUCCAAAACCAGAAGUCGUGGAGCAAAAGGAAACAAAAAUAACAAAACCCCAAAUUCAACGACAAUCCCGCGUUCAAAUUCGACCGCAAAUAAGACGCGAAAGACCUCAACAACGAGACACAUCAAAAGUUGAAAUUCAACCACUACCACGAUUACGAAUCGAUAAUUUCGAAUCACCGGAAAUUCCCCCCCGCUUUCGCAUUGAUAAUGAAUCACCGCAAAUUUUACCCCGAUUUAAACUCGAAACAAUAGCACAGCCAUUAAGGAAUCAACAUGAUAUUAUUCAGCCGCAAAUAUUGCCACGAUUUCAACCGCAAAUACAGCCGAGACAUGAUAAUAAUAAACCGCAAAUACAGCCACGUUUUCAGACUGAAAAUCAAUUAUUAUUAUCAUCACACGAGACUGAAAGUCAAAUUAGAAUAGAAAAUAAAAUACAGCCACGUUAUCAAAUUGACACCGAACCGCAAAUACAUCCACGAUUUCAAUUUCAUUCGGAUUUUAAAAAUUCGACUAAUCACGUUAAGGCGAGAAUUAAAAUAAUCGUGAAAAGUAAAGAAUCAUAUGAGAUUGAGCAGGGAAAAAAAGAGGGACGAUAUAUUAAUUCAGUGAUGAUAACGCACAGCGAUCCAAUUAUUAAUUCGAAUGACGAUAUUAUUUAUAAUUCCAUUUAUUAGCUCAAAUUCGUGAUUUUGAAGUCCUGAAAACUUAAAGUUGAAUUCGAAUUUUUCCCGCCAUAUACAAUAUAAAAUUAAGAUCGAAUUGUACUUUUUGUAUUUCUCGACGAAACUUUCGACGAAUUUUCAAAAUUAACCGAGACCCGUCAAUUUUUCUGAAUUGGGAAUAAAAAAUUUCCUUUAUUCCUUUUUUUUGCAUUUUUCGUAUUUUUAGUUAAAAUUUAAUUUUCCAAACACUUUACUAAGCACACAUUUUUUUCUUCCAUUAAGUUCCAUUUUUCGUGAACCUUUUCUUGAAUAAAAAAUCCCUUAAUUCCUUUUUUGCAUUUUUCGUAUUUUUAGUUAAAGUCAGGGCUCAAAUCAGGAAAAGUAUUUAAAAAUACGAACUUUACGGACCAAAAAUGAAAAAUUACGGACCAAUUACUGACAAAAAUAUAACCAAUCCAAGUCAAAUAAGAGAACAUUUUACUUGAAACUACAAAUUA